Molecule: messenger RNA, 4657 nt
Organism: Anolis carolinensis (green anole)
Lineage: Eukaryota; Metazoa; Chordata; Lepidosauria; Squamata; Anolidae
Gene: tusc3
Product: tumor suppressor candidate 3
Exons: 10
Coding region: 70-1095 (341 amino acids)
Cellular component (GO): oligosaccharyltransferase complex
Source: RefSeq, a predicted model, not a curated record
GGAAAGCGGCGUGGAUAACGGCGUGCCUGGGCCAGGUAUUCCGGAGGAAGGCGACGCGAUUGGGAAGCCAUGGCUUCAUCCUCCUCACCAUCAUCUUUCUCCUCGCACCUGCCCUCACGGGGCUGCCUCCUUUUCCUCCUCUUCCUCCUCCUUUGUGUCCAGCUCGGGGAAAGCCAAAAGAAGAAGGAGAAUCUUUUAGCUGAGAAGGUGGAACAGCUUAUGGAGUGGAGUUCAAGGCGCUCAGUCGUCCGCAUGAAUGGAGACAAAUUUAGACGAUUUGUGAAGGCUCCACCUCGCAACUAUUCAGUGAUUGUGAUGUUUACAGCUCUUCAGCCACAGAGGCAAUGCUCUGUUUGCAGGCAGGCUAAUGAGGAAUAUCAAGUCUUGGCUAACUCAUGGCGCUACUCUUCAGCAUUUUCAAACAAACUUUUCUUCACUAUUGUUGAUUAUGAUGAAGGUGCUGACGUUUUUCAGCAGCUCAAUAUGAACUCUGCUCCUACGUUCAUGCAUUUCCCUCCAAAAGGUAAGCCCAAGAGAGCUGACACAUUUGACCUGCAGAGAAUUGGAUUCGCAGCAGAACAGUUAGCUAAGUGGAUAGCUGACAGAACUGAUGUUCAUAUUAGAGUGUUCAGACCACCAAACUAUUCAGGCACUAUUGCAUUGGCUCUCCUAGUGUCACUGGUUGGUGGUUUGCUCUACUUACGGCGAAAUAACUUGGAAUUCAUCUACAACAAGACUGGCUGGGCAAUGGCAGCACUGUGUGUCGUUUUUGCAAUGACUUCAGGCCAAAUGUGGAACCAUAUCCGUGGGCCCCCAUAUGCUCAUAAAAAUCCUCAGAAUGGGCAAGUGAGCUACAUACACGGAAGCAGCCAGGCACAGUUUGUGGCGGAGUCUCAUAUCAUUCUGCUUCUGAAUGCCGCUAUCACCAUGGGAAUGGUUCUUUUGAAUGAAGCUGCCACCUCCAAAGGAGAUGUUGGCAAGAGGAGAAUAAUAUGCCUGGUGGGAUUGGGUCUCGUUGUUUUCUUCUUCAGCUUCCUGCUGUCCAUAUUCCGCUCCAAAUAUCAUGGCUAUCCAUACAGCUUCUUAAUUAAAUGAAUUCAAGUGAGAUUAGCAGAAGGCUAAUGUUUACUAGGAAGAUAAGCAGUUACUGAUAGUAUCUGCUUACCAACAUUACAUUUCUUCAAGAAACUUUGCACUUGGUUCAUCUGCUUCCUGUGAUAAAUUACAGCAUUUGUGUGGAGGACAAUAUUGUGUUUGUACCUUAUUAGCAAGUGAUUCAUCUAAUAUAUAAUGCAUAGCAAAUACUGGAUAUCUAAGUGAAAGAUAUAGUAAAUAGGAAUGGGGCUAUGAUAUGCUUGGUGACCCUGAAUUCAAAUAAAGUUAACUUUAUUGGGUAAGUCGGGGGGGGGGGAUUGUUCUGGUUGCUGUUUGUCUUCUUGUAAUUCUGUUGCAACUGUGUAGAUUGUAGUUGGGAAAAAAGUCAAAAAACGUUUGAGAUGUUGAAACUAUACUCCUUUGGCAUAAAGUAAUGUAAGAUUUAUUAGUAUUAAACCAGCUCUACCUAAUAAAGAAGACAAAGUCCACACAUCCACACUAGAAAAAUUCUUUAUCUUUUUUUUUUCAGUUGGCAUUUUAAAACCCAAGGUUGCUGCAUUUUUAACAUUGCAAAAAAAAAAAAAGGAAAAGGUCCAGAGUUGUUCGGGAAUAUUUUUAAUAGAAAACUAACAAGCACCCAACAAUUCUUGAGCAUUGCUGACCUCCCUUCAAGCAAUUCUAAGGUUAUUUCAAAGAGAAUUCCUAAUUUCCUCCUUCCAUCUUAUUCUAAUAUGUUACAUAAGAGUAAACACUCUCUGAAGCAAUAUUUGAAUUAUUUGAAGAUGAAAUAAUAAAGCUUGCAAUGCACUAGAUGUGUACUCAUUCUGGCUUUUUAAUAUUUCCUAAACGCUUUGGGAUUUUCACUUAUAUAUAAGGUGGUAGAGUGGAGUCAUAUUCUUCAAAAAGGACUAAAUUUUGCAUGAGAAACACAAAUUUAAUGCUAGGGAGGCACCUCCCCUUGCCCAAAAAUUUUCUCCUGGAAGUUCUUAGCUCUCUUUGGAGCUUGUGCCAAAUGCUUUUACGAUGUAUGUUGUACAGUGUUAAUUCUGUACUCUGUAUCACUGAGAAAGAAAGUGUGUGGGUAGCAGUCUAGAGAUCAAGAAGCUGAGGAGUCAGUCAGUAGGUGGGAAAACCAAGAUAGGCAAAUGAUUGAACAAAAGAGUAGUAAGUUCUAAGGGUCCAAGAAGCAGAGCAAAGUUUUCAAAUUGGCUUGGGUAACUUUUCUACACUAGUUCAGAAAUGGGCAAACAUUUUGCUUCGGGGGCCACAUUGCAGCCUUGGGAGGGGAGGACGGUGCCACGAAGGGGCAGAUCAGGGCCCAGGUCAUUCUCAGAUUGUUCUUCUGGAAUACAGAUGGGAUUGCUCCUCCCAUCCUUAUGCCAGGAGAAGGGCAAGACAUGUGGUGACUACCCCGAUCCUCCUCCCCAUCCUCCUCCCCUGAUCCUUGGGCUGUCUCCUUGGCAUUAUGAUGGGAGGAGAGCAAGACAGGCAGUGGCUGAGAGUGCUCCGAAGGGCUUUCAGCUGCCUCAUGCUUUCCUUGGGUUAUUCUCCAGGCAUAAGGAUGGGGCCACUUGUACUGUCCUUAUGCUAGGAGGAGGGUGAUAUAAGCAGUGACUGAGAAUGAUCCAGAGUGCGGGCCACCAUGUCCUUAUGCCAAGAAGAAAAUUAGGAGGGCCUGAGGUAAGUGCCCAGAGGGUCAUAUCCAGCCCCCAGACCUUAGUUUGCCCAUGCCUGCACUAGUUCCAGCAGUUGACCAGUUGCCUGCCUUAUCUAGGGAGGCAUAGUAUUCAGUGAGGAUAACUGAGGUAGCACUAAUCUGCGGAAAUGCUUAGCCCCUCCCCAAGCACUCUGGUACUGGCUCUUUCUUAGAAAAUAGCACAACACUCUGAGCUCUUCCAGACAGCGCCAAAAUCUGCCUUUUAAAAAUGGGUUUAAAAAUCCCGGGACCUGGCAGCAGAUUCGCACACAGACCUGUCAGUCCUAGUAUAUAGUCCCCUGCCAACCUAACAGUCUUAUUUUGAAAUGGAUCAUGAUGUAGGGCGGAUGGGGGACAUUCAGAGGGAAUCUUUUUUUAAAAAAUGCACUUGUUAUGUGCUGGACCGUAUAUGUGCACAUGCAAAUAUCUUAAUAUAAAUAUAAGCAGAUUUGCAUGUGGACAUAUGAGGGCCAGUGCAUAAUGGAAGGAACUUUUUUUUAAAAAAAAAUCUUCCAUUAGAUUUCUGUCUUCCCUCAAUUGUUAAUUCUAUUUCUGUUUAAGAUUGUAAAACGUAAAAGAAAUGAUUUCGGAGAGUUCUAAUCACUUUCCAUUUGUGCUUCCCUUGAACCACCUGUGUGUCCGUUUGACAGCCCAAUCAGUAGAUCAACUAUUUCAGGCUUUUUAAAAGCACAUGUGUGCUGGAGCCAUCUACACAUGGGGGAGGGAAGGAAAGCACAUGUUUUGUAUGACUGCAGGGAUAUAUAGUCAUGCAAAGAUGCACAUUUCCCAGCCAGAAUUGGUAAUAAACACACUUUUUUAACACAUGCCUCUUAAUCCAAUCCCUCCCGCAUUUUGGCUAAGUGUUAUUUAGCCACCACACCCCUUUAACCCAUUUACAGAAAGAAAGCUUUGUUGAUAGUGUUGGCAACAGAAGUCAUUUCCACUUCGGGGGCAUCUGGGUUUGCCCUUGAUAGUUCAUCAUCUGAAGAUGAACCAGACCCACCCAAGUAUUCAAUCUCUCUGUGGGUUUGGUGGUAUUACUUCUACUUUCCUCUACUGAGAAUCCUAUUGCUCUGAAGAAGAACUUGGCUGACCUCAGACUGAAUGGAAAGAGGACUGGGAUGCUUAACAAGUAUCAUCAGUUGGAUCUGCUUCAUCCUCAAACAAUAAACUCUCAAAGGGGGCAUGACAAGGGGAACCAUACAGUGGCAUCCUUCCAUUUCGAAUCUCACAUCCAUCAUCCCAGAUGGAUGCCUGACAACUGGAUUGGGCUACAUCCCUCAACUAGAAGACAAUUCACUCAAUUCUCACAGAUCCUCCAAGCCUCUUUGCAGCUGUACAAUAAAAUUGUGACCUAUUUAUUACAAUCCGAUGGAUCUUGUGUGUUCACUCUUAUGCAGAGCUAAGGCUACUAAUGCUUUUGCUCCUAUAUUCCUAUUUUUGUUUUAAAAUUGGAUUUGAAGGUAUAUGUUUGCCCAGAGAUGAUCUAAUUCAGCUCCUCUUGUCCAGCUAGUCUAGUAUUCGACGAUUAAUUACUAGGUUGAACUAUCUGCCCAUCCAACUACAGGAUUUUCUGCCACUACUACUUUGCACUUUAUGGACUACUUUGACUGAGAAAUUACCUCUCCCAUUUUGAUAUAUUCAACACUUUGGCCCAGAUCCUUGUUUUAGUCUCUUGUUUUUAACAUUUUAUGCUGUAUAUUGAUUUUAUGAUGGUUUUAUUGAUAUUGAUGUUUUACUGUUGGAACAAUUGUUUUUUCAUUUUAUUGCUGUACGUUUCAGGCUCGGUCCCCAUGUAAGCUGCUCCGAGUCCCCACUGGGGAGAUGGGGCGGGGUAUAAAAAUAAAGUUAUUAUAUUAUAGUUAA